AUGAGACUAACUACAGAGAACCACAGAAAUGCGUUUGGUGAGUCAAGCGCAGAUGAUGGACUAUUACCUGUGGCACAGCACUGGAUAGCUGGUCUCAUACACCAUGGUUCUGCAGUGACAGCACUAGCACGACCAACCUUGAACUGUUACCCAGAUUCGGACAACAGCAGUGACCUCCUUAACUCCUGGACCACUGACAGCAUGGACAGGACUCACAGGCUACAGGUGCACAAGUCCAAUACUGGUGUUAUCCUGACUGACCGGCUUCCGACCUUGGCCAGCAAUCCUUACAUUGUGUUGGGAGCCCUGAUCGCUGCUGGGUUGGACGGCAUCUUGAACAAGUUGGAGCUGAAUGACCAGGCGACAGUCAUCUUAAGGAUUCCACCCACAUUUUGUCACGCUCUUGCAUCACUGGAGGAAGAUAAAGUUUUUGAGAACUUGAUUGGUCAGAAGUUUGUUCAUAGAUUUGCUCUUCUGAAAAAGGAGUACGAGUUAGCACGCUUGGAAAAAUGGCGGGUAGAAACAAUUGGUCAAGAUCUUUUGGAUUUUGAAAGAUCACUUUAUUUGACAUCUUUGUAA
Messenger RNA from Candidula unifasciata, 579 nucleotides. The record is from the annotation of a GenBank genome assembly. NCBI's taxonomy places the organism in Eukaryota, Metazoa, Mollusca, Gastropoda, Stylommatophora, Geomitridae.